Darwinula stevensoni is the source of this 10946-nucleotide messenger RNA. Lineage: Eukaryota; Metazoa; Arthropoda; Ostracoda; Podocopida; Darwinulidae. The record is from the annotation of a GenBank genome assembly.
AGUCUCUCGCAUUCCCUCUCCCGUGUCGCGUCGCGUGGCGCGUGAACUCUUGCGGGUGACGGCUUUCUUCUUUCCCGGUGGAACUUCUUCUUUCCCCGUCGAGGAGCAGUGAUCAUUUUCACAGAAACUAAUCCUAUUUAAAGCGCUAAUUAAUAUAAUUCCUAAUCAUGGCGGACCUGGAGGGAGUCCAGGAUAUCAAUCGAAUUACGGAUGAAGACUUACUGCGAAGACUUUGUCAGAAGACAAAAGACUUCAGCGAAAAGAAAAAGAUUCGGGCGCGGAUGUCGAAGCUACGAGAGCAACGACUCUCGGAAUUCUACUCGUCUGAGGCGAUCGAAAGCGCCGGAGCCACAGAGAGAUCGGAAUUUCAUAUCGAGACCGGAGAGCGUGCUGCAUCCAGCCCUGAGCCCAACAUCGAGGUCCUGAUGGACGUCGGGUCCGACGGAGCCCGCACGGAGUCCAUCACGGCACACAACGUCCGCAUCGGUGGCAUCACCAUGCGGGCUCCCGGCGGAGGUCACAUCACCUCGAUGACGACUGCAGGUGGCGAGGUGACCGUUUCCAGCAACCGGUCCUUCUCUGCCGAGGACAUAAUUCAAGAGAGAAUCCGACAGCGGAGCCUGGAGCGAGGGCGACGCUUGCAAGAGGUCAUGAACAGGAUGAAUACCGGUGGGGAUGGAGACAAAGUCGGGACCCAGGAAAAGGUGGUGAUCGUAGACACGAAUCCCCUCGAAGGCGACGAGACCGUGGUGUCCAUCACCAAGUCCACGUACUACAUGCAAUCCAGUGCUCUGGCUGGAGAGUCGUUCAUGUCCAUGAAGUCUCGCGAAGUCGCCGACUCCGCUUCCCCGCAACUCGGCCAACGGAAGGUGAUCGGCAGCUACAAAGCCCAAUCGGCCUUGGAAUACCAUGCCGAUUCUCACAGCGACGACGAAGAUGAACUCGCCGUCGAAAAGAAGACAGAGAGCGUGAAGAAGACGGUGAGAGACGAGAAGACAUCCGUGCGAAAGACCGCCAUCGGGGAGAGCGCAGGGACGAGGAAGAUGUCGACCGAACGAAAGACAUCGGCGACCGGCAUCCCAUCUCGCAAACCCUCGACCGGCUCAGUCGGCCGCAAAAACAGCGACGCCGAAGCCAAAGCGAAAGAGAAAGUUAAACCCGAGACCGAGAAGAGCCCAAAGAGGAAGGCAUCGACCGACGAUGAGGGCUCGACCAGUCCGGGUCAGCGAUCCCCGAGACGCCUUUCGGCCAACGGACAGCGCAAGCGAUCCGAGACGCGAUACCUGGAGAUCGUGCCGGGUCAGACCGAGAAGGACUGGGAAGAAGUGCAGAUGGCCGACUCCGAAAAGAACAUCAGUUCCACUCUCGUAAUCCAUUCCGGGAGUGCCCAAGACACCACGACCGAAGAAGUCCCAGAAGUAGUCACCAAGACCUAUCACGCGGAAACGAGUCAGGAACAGACCGAGGAUCAGCCAGCGAUGAAGACGUCUUCCACUUCCACCUACACGAUUUCUCACGGCCCGAACGAACUGACGAAGACUUCCACUUCCUCCACCCGCAAGGUCUACGAAUACGUCCACGAGGAGAAGAUGCCCUCCACGACUACGGUGACGACGACGAGGCCUCUGACGCAAACCUGGACCCGUGAGACCCACGAAACUGUCACCGGGGCCACUGAGCCCCUCUAUCAUUCUACUGUGGAAUAUCUCCCAGCCGAAAUUCCAUCGGACAGCGUCCACCGAACCCCGUCUUUGGGCAGCCAGAUCAACGACCUGGCCAAGUCGGAAGCAACGCUAUCGCAGGACAGCGAAGUGGAAGAGAUCAUGAGCGGACGAUACGAGACUUCCCGACGGGAGAAACGAGUGCACACGAUUCGUCGCAUCGACCAGAAGACUGAAGAGAUGGCUACUGAAAAAAUCGAAGAGUAUCUCGAGGCACCCGCGUCCGGCACGCGCAAGGACACGUCAUCUGCCGUCGUCAUCACGGAAGUAAAGGAAAAACACGCGACCACGGACGACAGACGCCCAAAAUCGCCGGAGUCGACCCCGAAGCGCAAGACGUCUGACGUCACUGUCCCUCGAGGCAAGACAUCCCCAUCGCAGUCUGACGCCACGCCCACCGGCCCCAAGGCGAAGCCUGAGCGAAAGAGCUCCCUCACGAAGAUCCGACCCGUUUCUCCUGGCAAAGAGAAGACCGACAGACCGAAGUCUCCCCGGAAAACGUCUUCUCCGACGGUCGACAAAUCGGAGACGAAGCCAAAAGAGGAGUCUCCCGAGAAACCAGUAGAGGAUAAACCAGAAGGAAAACGCGAGCAGGAUAAGCUGGAACAUCGCCCCGAAGGAAUGGACAUUCUCACCGUCUGGACGACUUACCGCCUCACGACUCUCGACGUCGUCACUUAUUGGCAGCGCAGGGAGGUCACAACGGAUGAAAUCAUCAUUCUCAUCACUGGGAAGUUCAUCUUGAUCGAGGACAUCGAGGACAUGGACCUACUGGAUAAAAUGUUGGACGUGUCGACGGAGUCAGAAGUGCGACGCUACAUCCGCACCCAGAUCCGCAAGCUACGUCGAAGGACGAAGGACACUGUCACGAUGGAAGACUCCGUGAAGACCAGCACGGACAGACGGACACUAGAAGAAAAAACGAUCCGUAAGACCGUGGAAGAAACCACAAAGAGAUCCGAAUCCCCCGGAGAGUCCAAGCCGACGAAGGCAGUGGAAGCAGAGGAGAAACCUCGAGAAUCGGCCUUCCGUCGUCCCCGCAGUCUCGCAACCCAGCCAGCGGACGAAGCGCCAUCCAGGCCCCGUUCCUUCCCUAAGGAGAUCCCAUCCGGACGUACCAGUCCGGGAAAGUCUCCCUCUGACAAUUUAGUGCGGAAGCCAUCGAAGUCCAAGUUGAAGGUGUCUCCUGUCGAAAAGGCCCCUACCAAACCGGCAGAUGCUCCCGAAGAGGUCCCAACAAAACCGGAAGAGAAACCGGCAGGAGAGAAACCUAGCAAGCCAUCUCAAACUGAAUCGCCAGGAGAUUUGCCCGAAAAGGUGGAGGAAUUCCCACCAUAUCCAGGCGAACAACAGCCACCAGAACAAGUAAUUCGACAACCCUCCACGACUGAACUUUCAAUCGAAGAGGUGACGCCGAUAGACGCUCACCCUCGUGCCAUCCAGCCAAUCGACAUUCACCCUCGUGCUAUCAAACCAGUCGUCCUCCGACCUUCCGAGACCCCCGAAGAGCUGAAGCCUCACAACGUCCCGGCCGAAGCGUCAAAGCCGACGGAGCCAGAAAAACAGAAACCAGAGGAAAUGAAACCCUCCAUCACCGAGACCAAGUCGAAACCCGAGGAAAUCACACCCCAGAAAGCAGAAGCAAAGAUCCCCGAAACGACACAAAAACGUCGCCCUUCCGACAAGGGAAUGCCCAAACCGGAAGACACCCCCAAGACCACCGACAAAUCGGCUCCAGCCCCCUCGAAGCCCGUGGAGGCUCCUAAAGACCAGCCCAAGCGAAAGACCGACACCUGGAUUAAGCCGAAAGAUAAGCCUGUCGAUACGGCCACCGACAAAAGUAAGCCCACUGGACCGACCAAAGUGUCGGCCCUGCUGUCUCGGUUCGAGAAACCCACGGAAGAGGCUCCAGAGAAAGCACCACAGCAACGGCCAUCGUCGAAGAAGGUUCCCAAGGGAGUCGUUCCGAAGGUGACAGAAACAGUCACAGUUCCUAAAGAAAUCCCGAAGGAGGGAACGCCAUCACAGAUGGCUCUUCAGAAGGCUCCAGAACGGGUCUCCCCCUCGAAGACAGCUCCGAUUGAAGCGCCAAAAGAGAAAAAACCAUCGACGGAGACCCCUCGAGCCGUGCCGCAAGAGAAAGCACCAUCGAUGGAGGCACCUCGAGAGACACCUCGGGACAGGGUACCUCUGGAGACCACCGACAAGAAAGUCCCACAAGAAAAGCUACCACAGAAGGGAACUCCUAAGAUAACUUCCCCAGAGGAAACGCCUUCGCACCCAGACAUCAGAAAGCCGACGGAGGAGAAGCCCGAGCCAACCCUCACGGAGAAGCGAGUAGAAAAACCCGCAGAGGAAUCUCCACGACGAGUGUCCAGGCCUUCACAGCCUGAAGAUUCCGUCUCCCCCGCGCUCCUCACGGCACCCCAAACGACCAAACCGACAGAAGCAAAGCCAGAGGAAGUUACGGCCCCUGUGCCACACAAAUCGACUAAGAAAGUACUGUCACGUUUCCAAGAGAAACUGCCAGAGCAGGAGAAACCACUCAAAUCCUCUCCGGUGCAGAAAAAACCCGAAAAGACGCAGCCAAGCCAAGAUACUCCGACGGAGGUAUCUACAAAGGUACUCGAGAUUUCAAAACCGAAACCAGAAAGAAACGCACCCGAUAAGAAGCAAUCAGUUUUAUCGGCUCCUGGGAAAGUGAGUGCCAUCAUGGAAAAAUUCUCGGCAGCCAAGGAAGCACCAGCGAAGUCUGAAAGGCCAAAGGCUCCGAGUUCGACACCUGUAGGGACUGCAAAGACACGAGUUGAGCCGAUGCCGAUCGAAGAAACUCACGAGGUGACACCCAGGGAACAGGCACCCGAUAAAGAAGAAAUAGAAAAGAUCCCUGAUAGAGAACGUCCGAAAGAACUGCGAUCGAAACCGGUGAAACCGGAGACACCCAAAAAGGCUCCAGAAGAGGCAUUGGAAAUUCCCAAGCACGUUCUCAAGGAAACCCCAGCCGCUCCCAAGGACACCCCAGCCGCUCCCAGGGAUACCCCAGCCGCUCCCAGGGACACCCCAGCCGCUCCCAGGGACACCCCAGCCGCUCCCAGGGACACCCUAGACGCUCCCAGGGAUACCCCAGCCGCUCCCAGGGACACCCUAGACGCUCCCAGGGACAUCCCAGACGCUCCCAGGGACACCCCAGACGCUCCCAAGGACAUCCCAGACGCUCCCAGGGACACCCCAGACGCUCCCAAGGACACUUCAGACGCUCCUCAUCCAGACGAGGAAGAAUCGGAGAAGUCACCGACGGUGAUGAGUCUCAUCAAUCGAUUUGAAACCCCCCAGGAACAGCCAGAAGAGACUCGUCCACGGCUCCCAGCUGGGAUGGACCACGAACAACCCCUGGAGGGUCCACGGAUCCCGGAGGAAGAACCCUACCAGAAACCCGAGGGCAUGGACGUUCUCGAGUUUUGGGAUACCUACGAAGUAAAUGCUCAUGACAUCGUGGCCAUGUACAUCUAUAAGGAGCUCACCAUCGAGGAAGUCAUGAAGCUGAUCGUGCAGAAGAAGAUAGUGGUUCGAGAGAUAAAGGACGUCCCAACACUACACAAAAUGUUGGACGUGGUGAAAGACAACAAGCUGAACCAGGAGAUCGUGCAACACCUGGAGGUGUUGGUGUCUCCAGGGAAGAAGCCGGGUCCAGAGGGCGAGGCUCCGGCAAAAGCCCCAGAGGUCCCGAAGAAGCCGGUCCGCGAGAAAUCCACAGAGAAGCCAGUACAAGAGAAGUCCCCUGAAAAGUCUCAUGGGAAGCCAGUGAAGCCCAAGGAUACCAAGGGAAAGCAGAAGGUGAAGACGACCAAGUCUUCCGCACCGGAGGAGGAGGAAGAGAUCGUGGUGAUCUGGAGGACACAAAAAUUCUCUGCCAAGGACCUGGUUGGGUUCUGGCUCACCAAGCAGAUCACCAUCCAAGAGAUCGUCACCCUCAUCCGAUUCCGACUGGUCAUCAUCGAGGAAAUCCUGGAUAUUAGCAUCCUGGAGGAAGUGUUGAAGGUGGUUCGGGAAUAUGACCUAACGAGCCGAGUGCGAGCGCAGAUCCGUCACCUUAAACGGACGGGUUUGAAGUUGGUGCCAGCAGACGACAUCCCCAAGGACACUCUCACCUACACCGUCCAGCUGGUGGACGGCGUGGAAGACGUAUUGACGAAGCCGACGUCCCGCACGGCCUCGCCUGCGACCCGACCCACCAAGUCCCCGACCGGGAAGGCAACGAAACAGGAGGAGAAGAAGACACCGCGACGGCCGAAGACAGAAGACAAGCGGCCGGAGGAGACGAAGCCGGGGAAACGAUCGGAGAAGCCCCAGGCACCUGGUGACACGGACAAGCCGCGGAAGCCAUCCGACGCGGAAAAGCCGCAGAAGCCAUCUGACAAAUUCGACAAGUAUAUGGACCAAGUGAAGAACUCAGCCCUGGAGAAACUCGAAGCAGUUCUCGACCAAGCGGGCAUGGAGUUCCCCGAAUCGCUCCAACCUGAAAGCCCCGUUAAACCCAAGGAAGCUCCGAUCGACGAGAAGAAACCGUCCAAGUCGCCCAAGCCGUCUGACGCGACUCCGACGAGCAAGUCACCUACCAAGACGAAGGACAAACCGAAAUCUAAGCCCAAGUCUCCGACGGAGAUCUCAUCGGACGAAAAACCGCUGGAACGAGAGAGUCGAUCUCCCGUUCGAAAAACCAGACAGCCGACAUCCAAGGCUCCCCAGACUACGGCACCGAUAAGUUCCUUGACGAAACCUUCGGCGGUAAAGCCGACGGACGUGCGUACAGCAAGUCCGUUCCGCACGGAGGACCGGGCCCGAGGUCGCCCGUGCUGCUCGAACGAGGUCCCGGAUGCGACUAAGCCACUAGUUCGCACCAGUAAGACACCUUCACGUGUCACCCCUGGCAAGGUCAGCCCCCAGAAAAAGGACCGGACGGAGCUUCCGACGGAAGACAGGCCGAACCAGAAGGUCCCCGGACAGUUGGAAACUCAGAAAUCGCUCGACCUGAAAAACUUGGAACCCAAGACGGAGCGAAAGCCGCGUCCAGCCGACGACAACGUCCCAAGCUACAUGAAGCCUCAAGAUCGGACGCCCAGAAUGAACGAAGCACGACCCAGAUCUACAUCCCCGCUGAAGUCGGUGAAACAGCCGGGCAGAUCACCCGCAUCCACCUCGAAGCCCGAGAGACCGAGCAGAUCCACGUCCGAGUCCACGUCGCUGCUGCCACUGCCCUCUGUGGCUGAGGGCGAAGUUCCAGACAUCGUGGAGAUCCUGUACGAUUGGGACGAGGAGACUCAAGAUUUCCUCCAGCAGAAGAUCCGGGAAUCGACGUCUCCGACCAAGAAGUCUCCGAUUCCGAAACCGAGCCAGGUGGACACCCAGGCCGACGUGCCCACCGCCAAAGUCAUCAGUGACAUCGACACGAUGAUCGUGCCAUCCAAGCCGGUCAUCGAGAACGGCCGGGACACGAGCCCAGAGCCUAAGAGACCAGAUGACGUCCUUGAACAUCCCUCCCCCAAGACGACCGCACCCGGGAAGCUGGCCAAGGACAAGUGGCCGUUCGAGUCCACGAAGGUGACACCGUCGUCCAGAAAGGAUUCAGUGCCUAAAACAGUGGACGAGGAAGUGGUGACGAGGACCCGGGAGACUGUCGUCUUGUGGUUGAAGAAGGAGAUCACUGUCGAAAUUGUCAUGACCCUCAUCGUCCAGAAACUCAUCUGCAUUGAAGAGAUCUUCGAACUGACCCUCUUGGAAAAAUUGGUGGAGGUAUCCCGAGACUAUGAGAUCCGUCGCCAGGUGAGAAAUCAGAUCCGGACGUUGAGAAGUAAGGAGAUUCCAACUACCCCGGAGACUUCCCAUACUAGACCCGAUGAGGAACAGAAGCCAGUUGACGAAUCUGGACCACAACUCGUACCGAGAGAGAUCCCGGAUCAGCGCUUCUCCACUGUGGCUCAGAUCACAGUCGGCAAGAAGCCAUCAGAGAAGACUCCGGACGAGAAGCCCAGGGAUAAGUCACCGGACGAAAAGAAGCCUAAAGAUAAGACACCCGAUGAGAAGAAGCCCAAGGAUAAGUCACUUGGUGAGAAGAAGCCACUGGAGAAGACUCCCGACGAGAAACCGAAGGAUAGGGUGCCCGACGAAAAGCCCAAGGAUAAGGUGCCCGACGAAAAGCCCAAGGAUAAGACACCCGAUGAGAAGAAGCUCAGGGAUAAGAAAUCCGAGGAAACGCAUAAGAAACCCAAAGAAUCCUCCGUCGUUCGCAGGAAAUCAAGCGACUCUCUUACCCACGCCAAGAAGCCUCAUGAGAAGCUUCACGAUAUCCUUCCUCAAGAGAAGCCCCAUGACACUCGUCCUCUCGAAAAGCCUCAAGAAUCUCUCCUUGAAGAGAAACUUCUUGAACGGCGACCAUCGCAGAAGAAACCCCAUGAGAAGACAGAGUCUACUCGUCCUAGCAAGGCAAGCGACACGCCUCUGAGACGAAAAUCUAGCAAGGAAUCUCCCUCGACGGAUGACUUACCUCGACCGCAACCCGACGACAAAUCCAUUCCAUCUGAGAAGCGAGAGGACUCCCGACCGGGGAAGCUGACUCGUGCUUGGCCUCCCGAGAAGCCCGACGAGGCGGUGCCUCACACUUCCUCACCCCUGGAAUCGAAGCCUGAGGUUAUGUCUUGCACUCCUUCGCCCCUGGAAUCCAAGCCCGAAUCGUCCAAGAAGCCUCGCGAGACCGCACCGGAGACAACCAAGAUGACUCCGGAGGAGGGCGAGGAACCCCGGACGUGGAAGACGCGGUUGCGUCCCUCUCGAAGCAUCAGCGACGACGACGUGGCACCGGACCAAGGACAGUCGCCCGUAACCGUGGGAAGGACUCAGAGCCUGCGGGACUCCACCCGGUCUGGCGACAACGCCCACGUCACUAGACGUAGUGUUCUCGAGCGCAUCCGAAGCUUCGAAGAUGGGAGUGCGAUGCAGAAACCCAUUCACCGUACUGAGGUGCUCUUUACAAAAUGGUCUCACCCUGCGUCCGAAAAGCCCCUCGUGUCUCCCGAACCUGAGCAACCAUCAGGACCCGAGGAAGCCACCCCUAUCGAAAGGAAACCAUCUGACACCCAGCAGCCUGAGAUUUAUCAGACCACGAAGUCACUGACAGUGGAGACCCAGCCCAAGAAAAGGAGAGUGAUCGAGAAGACUUUCCGCAUCCCGAGAGACCAGGAUAUACCAGCUCCCGAAGAACAUGAAUCCCCAAUUCGCAAAAUGUCAGAUACGCCCAAGUCUCCUACUCACAAAACACCAGAUGCACCCAAGUCUCCUACUCACAAAACAUCAGAAGCACCCAAAUUCCCGGUUCAUAAAACAUCAGAUGCACCCAAGUCUCCUGUUCACAAAACAUCAGAAGCACCCAAAUUCCCGGUUCAUAAAACAUCAGAAGCACCCAAAUCACGGACCCAAAGACGACGAGAAACGCCCGAUUCCCCCGCCCAAAAACCAACAGAGACGCAAGAUUCUAGUCCGAUUGAUUCCUCGACCCACUCGAGGAAGGUGGACGACGACACCGUGGACGAAGACAUCCUCCGCCGACCCUCCCGCCUGGGACGGAAUCGACCACAAGACGAAACCACGUCGAAGACCAAGACUCACGAGAGGCAGCCGAGUCAGGGCGACAUCCAGCCGACACCGGAAAAGACGGAAGAGAAGGCGGGGCCGGCUAAGGCGAAGGUAGUCCGAAGAUCUUCCAGCGGUCGGGUCACAGAGAAGAUGCAUCUCUUCGAGAAGAAGAUCGAAGAACAAGAACGUGUCCAACAUCAUAAGGAAGAUUUGCACGGUGUCGACAAGUCUUCCUCCCAGAAGACCGAGAAGACCACUACCCACAUCCAUCACGGGAAAGUGCCCGAAGCCGAGCUCCACACCACAGUACACACGAGCACGACACAUUCGGCGACCCUUCAACACCCACAGCCAACAGAUGUGACCGACGCGGACCUACCAGCCGAGCGAGAGGUCACCACGUAUCUCAUCACGUACCCGGAUGACGACGUGCCGGAGACGCCCGGGGGCCACAAAUUCCACACGACCAAGUCCUCCAGCAAGUCUUCCAGCUAUUCCUCGUCCUUCCGGUUCCGACCCCGGAUCGACGAGGCGAUCCCCGAGAGCCCGCGCUCCGUCGACGCUCCCGAGGACAUCCCGGACGUUCCCUCUGCAGUCAGGAGCCACCACCGAGUGACCGACAUCUCCCGCUCCGACGUGUCGGAGGCGGACGAAAUCCAUAUCAUCCUCCACGCGGCGGAUCAGUCACGGAAGAUGGACGAGGAGACGCUGAAGAACCUGACGGCCGGCGGCUAUCUCAUGGAGUCCUACAAGGAAGAACACAUUGCCACCACUAGUGCCACAACGAAUAGAGCUAGGAAACCAGAGCACGAUGACCAUGACGAAGCCCAACUAACCCCGCACACCUUCUCGACCACUCGAGAGAAGAGAAGCAAGACGGAGCUGGUCGGAGACGAGUUGAGGACCCAGACGCGGACGCAGACGACCAGGAGCGCCCAGCGGCCAGGCCAAGAGACUCCAGAGGCGGAGACCUGCACGGAGACUUCCUCCACCGUCAGGAAACUGUCCCACCCGAACCAGGUCGAUAAGCCGAGUAGCUCCAAGACUCCACGGAUCACGGACAAGGACCAAAAAGACGACGGAUGGAAGCGGCCGACAGACAUGACGAGGCCGGCGGACGGAAUGGACUUGGGAGUCAUGGAUCCCAUCGGGCCCACGGACGAGAAUGGGCGGCCCUUGUUCGGCCUCAAGGCCCUCAAGGCUUGGAAACCGAAAGGUCAAGCACAACCGAACGAGGAUACCUCGUCCAAACCAUCUCCCAUUCGGCAGGACGAAAAGAAGAAAGUCUCUCAGAGCCACGGCCGCUCCGUCCACAAGACGAGUGGGAAGAGGGAGGAAGUGGAAACGAGGACCCUCAAUGGACAAGUGGAGGUGGAGACACGAAAGGAAGUGAAGAGUUUCCUUCACGACCACUCUGAAGUCACGGGAAUCCAGGACGUCGUUGACCGCAUGAAAGCUCAACCCCAAGGCGAAGUCGGAUCGGACGAAGAGGCCAGGUCCCUCUUGAACAAAUUCCUCGGGGCUCAAGUUCUCGUCCAGGGACUGGAUCCCCUCAUGAAAGACCUCCAGCACCUGGAUAAAACCAAUAUCAAGGUCUGA